Messenger RNA from Kwoniella mangroviensis CBS 8507, 1017 nucleotides. RefSeq lists its product as uncharacterized. NCBI's taxonomy places the organism in Eukaryota, Fungi, Basidiomycota, Tremellomycetes, Tremellales, Cryptococcaceae. Bases 1 to 1017 code for a protein of 338 amino acids. The record is from RefSeq and is a predicted model, not a curated record. The transcript has a single exon.
AUGUUCCAUGAUUUACGUCGACAUAUGCCAUUUCGUCUAGAAGAAGGAUGGCGAUAUCCAGAAGGGUGGGAAGAUUUCUCCCGCCCUGACCCUUCGGAGGAUGAUCGAUCAUCUUCUCAUGAUGAAUAUGGACAACAGUCGGGUCAAUCUACUUCUACUUCUACUUCUACUUUUACAUCGCGAGAUAAAUCAGAUCUAUUUGGAAACGAUCCUGAUCACAUUCAAACACCACCACCGAGAUAUGAAGACAUUUAUCAAUCCCGAGACACGUUCUCGCGUUCCCCUUUCAACAGCUUACCUGAAGAGAAGUUGUCGCAAAGUGUAGAUGGAAAGUCGACUCACAAUAUAGGAUUUGAUGAGUCAAAAUAUCCUUCAACCGCUCAUACCAUAUACACUGAAAGUAAAUCGAGCUCAAAUUCAAGACCAAGACCAAGACCAAGAGUAAGACGAAAUAUAUUUGGUAAUUGCUCAUCGACAUAUCCUUCAUACCCUACUACACCAUAUUAUCCAACAUACAAUAGAUGGUAUAACCCUCAUCGUCAAAUCAAUAUCAAUCCAUAUAAUCAUCAAGUAAGACCGUCCCCUUUUCCUGUUCAACUCAUCUCUGAGACUUAUAUUCCCAAUAACCCUCAUCCCCAUUCUGGGAACAUACAAAUUACCACCCAAGAAGAUGAUGUAGAAGCAAAGCAAAGAUCGACAGCCAGAUCUACCGAAUCGUGUCACCCCCCAUCAAUCGACUUAGAGGAAAUAACAAUCUACAAUACCGAUUACUCCUACCCUCAUAUAAAUCUCAACAUACCUCCUUCUGCGUCUUCUUCGUCGUCGUCGCUUCACUUCAGUACCUCUGCUUCCUCAUCUGGUUCACCGAAAGUUGAUUUCUCGCUCAACUUGUCUAUAUCUUCUGGGAGUUCUCAGGAGAUGGCAGAGGGACUGGAAAGAGUGUCAGAGGGGUUGAAAGGUAUCAAAGAGGCUUUGAAAGGUGUAGGUGCGAGGUCACAAGGAUACCAGACGGUAUAA